AUGUCGACGCCAGGCAAGGACGCGGGCGCCGUGGUGAUGGAGACGUCCAUGGGCAGGAUCGUGUUCGAGCUCUACUGGAAGCACGCGCCCAAGACGUGCGCCAACUUCUACCAGCUGGCCAAGCAGGGUUUUUACGACGGCAUCAUCUUCCACCGUGUCAUCAGCGACUUUAUGAUCCAGACGGGCGACCCCACCGGUACGGGCUCGGGUGGUGCAUCGAUCUACGGUGGCGCCUUUGAGGACGAGCUGCAUCACGAGCUUCGCUUCGUCGGUGCGGGCAUCCUCGCCAUGGCCAAUGCAGGUCCCAACACCAACCGAAGCCAGUUCUUCGUCACGCUGGCGCCGACGCCGUUCCUCGAUGGCAAGCACACCAUCUUUGGUCGCGUCGCCGAGGGUUUGCAGGCAGUUCGAGAGAUCGGAGUGGCAGAGACAAAGGACGACAGGCCCGUCGAGGAGAUCAAGAUCGUCAGAGCAACAGUCGCCUGA
Moesziomyces antarcticus is the source of this 486-nucleotide messenger RNA. Its product is annotated as cyclophilin-like protein. Gene Ontology annotation, biological process: protein peptidyl-prolyl isomerization. The record is from RefSeq and is a predicted model, not a curated record. Gene Ontology annotation, molecular function: peptidyl-prolyl cis-trans isomerase activity. The coding region runs from base 1 to 486 and encodes 161 amino acids. Gene Ontology annotation, cellular component: catalytic step 2 spliceosome. The transcript is spliced from 2 exons. Lineage: Eukaryota; Fungi; Basidiomycota; Ustilaginomycetes; Ustilaginales; Ustilaginaceae.